AUGGACGCCCUGCAAUCCAUGGAAUCAUACCUCUCCACCCGCCCACGCUCUUUCCCCUCCAUCGUCAGUGGCAUCGAAUGGCACGUCCGUAGCCGCACUAUCAGAAACACCACCUCUGCUCGGAUAUCCGUCCCGCCACUUCUCAUGCCGAACCCUUCACCAAACACAGCUCCAUCAGCAGCAUACACCUGGCGCACCUCCCUAACAGCCACCCGACCCUUCUGGUCUGCCUGGUUCACCUCCCUCUCCUCGAAAUUCCUGAACACACCCGGCCCUGGGAAGCUUCUGAUACUCGCUGGCACGGAUCGACUGGACAAAGAACUGAUGAUCGGACAGAUGCAGGGCAAGUAUCAAUUACAAGUGUUUCCUGAAAGCGGGCAUUUCGUGCAUGAGGACUGCGCAGGGAAGACAGCGAUGGUGGUUGCGGAUUUCUAUCGGCGGAACGAGAGGGGUGGUUUGGUGCUACCGCCCAAGGUAGAUGACUUGAUAAGGAUGGGAAAGGUCAAGGGAACGGUUGGUGGGACCGGGACAGCCCAGACCGGGGCGGCUAGGGGAGCUGAUGCGAAUGGUAGAGCGACUGGUAGUAGGGCGGAGGAUGCUGCUGCCAUGGACGCAGCAAAGCAACGCUAA
Cyphellophora attinorum is the source of this 630-nucleotide messenger RNA. RefSeq names its product Protein phosphatase methylesterase 1. Gene Ontology annotation, biological process: protein demethylation. Bases 1 to 630 code for a protein of 209 amino acids. Gene Ontology annotation, molecular function: protein methylesterase activity. The record is from RefSeq and is a predicted model, not a curated record. The transcript has a single exon. Lineage: Eukaryota; Fungi; Ascomycota; Eurotiomycetes; Chaetothyriales; Cyphellophoraceae.